Molecule: messenger RNA, 417 nt
Organism: Racocetra persica
Lineage: Eukaryota; Fungi; Glomeromycota; Glomeromycetes; Diversisporales; Gigasporaceae
Source: the annotation of a GenBank genome assembly
AUGCUGAAGUGUUCUUUUUGUAAAAAGACUUUCGAAGACCGGCAAGCAUUGGGUAAUCAUAUUAAAAAAUACUUGGAUGACAGUGACGAUGAUUCAUCUUUUCCAAGUCAAUCAAUCUCUCAAGAUUCAUUUGAAGCGACAACUCACGUUCUUGUUGAGAGAAACAUGUCUGACAAACAAAAUAUUUCUGAGAAAACUGAAGACAUUGAAUUAUUUAGUUGUACAAGCGAUUCUCAAGGCAGUAGCACAACAGAUAAUGAAUCUGUAGUAUCUGAUUUAUCAGAUGUGACAGACAUUGACAUUAGCGAAUACGAUGAGUACAAUGAUUUACUUUCUGGAAUACCAAAAGGUCUUGAAGAUAUAUAUCAAGAAUUUCCAUUAGAAGAAUAUGCGGAAUUCUUGCACAUAAUAACAUAG